Jatropha curcas is the source of this 1380-nucleotide messenger RNA. It is a transcript of the gene TBL42, whose product is annotated as TRICHOME BIREFRINGENCE-LIKE 42. Gene Ontology annotation, cellular component: Golgi apparatus. Gene Ontology annotation, molecular function: O-acetyltransferase activity. The record is from RefSeq and is a predicted model, not a curated record. Lineage: Eukaryota; Viridiplantae; Streptophyta; Magnoliopsida; Malpighiales; Euphorbiaceae.
AAGUCCCUCUUCAUACUCGCCUUGUGAGGAUAAAUAAACCACUCCUCUUUUUCUUGCUUUAUGGCUCCAUAUUCAAACUCAAAUGGCCAUCUCGGCUGGCAACUUUGGAUCUCUCUCCAUCUAAUGAGCUCUAAUCUCCUGUUUGAAGCUCUUGCUGAUAAUCAUGAAAGCCAUUAUUAUAAGCAUAUGGAAAGCUCCAAUGAGUGUGAUUAUUUUGAAGGAAGUUGGGUUUAUGACGAAUCAUACCCACUCUAUAAUUCCUCAAGUUGUCCCUUCAUCGGACAAGGAUUUGACUGCCAGAAGAACGGUAGACCUGACCAGCUUUACCUUAAAUUUCGAUGGCAGCCUACUGCAUGUGACAUUCCCAGGUUUAACGGGGUGGAUUUGGUGGAGAAAUAUAAAGGGAAAAAGAUAAUGUUUGUUGGAGAUUCUCUAAGUAACAAUAUGUGGGUGUCCCUCUCAUGCCUUCUCCACGUAGCUGUCCCAAAUUCUAAUUAUACCAUCCAAGAAAAAGGAAAGCUGUCAACAUUUACAUUGCCGGAAUAUGGGGUUUCAGUGAUGUGGUUGAAAAAUGGGUUCCUAAUAGAUCUGGUCUACGAAAAGAUUGGCAAAAUUCUAAAGCUGGAUUCAAUAAGCACCGGAGACGAGUGGCUUGGAGUAGACGUUUUAAUCUUCAACACCUACCAUUGGUGGCUUCACACCGGAAAAUAUCAAACGUGGGACUAUUUUCAAGUAGGAGACAAGAUUGUUAAAGAAAUGGAUCGUUUGGAAGCUCUGAAAAUUGCAUUAACAACUUGGGGUAAUUGGGUUGACAAUAACAUUGAUCCUUCAAACGCUUGGGUAUUUUUUCAAGGAGUUGCUGUUGCCCAUCUCGAUCCCAGAGAAUGGGAAGAUCCAAACCCAGAGGCAAGGCAAUGCGAGGGACAAACUGAACCAGUUAAAGGAUCAAAAUAUCCAGGCACUGUAAAUCCAGGAGAAGAAGUUGUAAAACAAGUAAUAAGAAAAAUGGCAAAGCCUGCUUAUUUACUUGAUAUUACACUACUAACACAACUUAGAAAAGAUGGGCAUCCAUCUCUUUAUUAUGGCCAAGACAUGAAGCAAAAUGAUUGUAGUCACUGGUGCCUUCCUGGCGUUCCUGAUACUUGGAACCAAUUACUAUAUGCAGCUUUGCUUGACAAGUGUUAAGUAUUUUAAUUUAUUUUUUUAUUUUCAAUAAUUGUAUCAAUUUUUGAAACAAAAGUAGUUUUAUGAUUCUUAUACCUUGAAAGAGGAGGAUGUUGGCCAAUUGAUACCUGUAGUAUGAGGGGUGGCCGUGAUUGAAUGUUUUUACCAGUGUUUAUGAGAUGAAAUGUCGUCCAUUGUGAUUUUGAUAUUCUUACA